ACCUGCUAUAAUGUACCUAGAUACUCAAGGUAUAGGCCUAUCCCUAGGUACGAGGCGACUCAGCUAGGCACCUAAUCUAAGGCGCCUAACCCGCCCUGCAUUAAUGUAUGAACAAGACACCUGCUCUAUGACGAUACCCCCCUUAUUACGAUACCCGCUCACUUGCUAAAUCCCACCGUCGUAUGGAGCAACCAACGUAGGCAAAUCAGGGGGUGUCCGUUCCUUUUGUAUGAGGCACGCAAACGCUUGGCGUUUGAUUGUCACGGGAGCGCGCGAUCUCCGUGCCCCGUCGUCGCCGUCAUCGCAACCCGGGGAUCUCGCAUUCCUCCCAGCCGCGGAAUCGAGCACAACUCAUAUACCUACCUGCCAUGCCGUACCUCGGGGCGGCAGCGCAAAUGUGGGCAACGCCUUGAGAACAACGGGCAUCUAGAGUGGAAAGAAAAAAAAAGGCAGACAUGGCGGACCCCGUACACGUCCUCGACGACUACUACCUCGCCAUCACGCUGCUCGUCACCGUCGCCUACCAGCUCUGCUUCUUCGCUAUCGCCUUCACUUUCAAGUUCGACAAAGUAACAGACUUCGCCGGCGGCACCAACUUCGUGCUCCUGGCGGCGCUGACGCUGGGCCUCAGCCGCGAGCCGGACGCGCGGCAGGCCGUGGCGUCGGCCCUGCUCGUGGCCUGGGCGCUGCGGCUGUCGCUGUUCCUGCUGCGCCGCGUGCUGCUCGCGGGCCGGGACGCGCGCUUCGACGGUAUACGCGACCGCCUCUUCCCCUUCCUCGGCUUCUGGACCCUCCAGGCGCUCUGGGUGUGGGCCGUCUCGCUGCCCGUCACCGUGCUCAACUCGCCCGCCGUCCGCCGCCGCCCCGCCGUCCCCUUCGGCACCGCCCGCGACGUCGCCGGCGUCGUGCUCUUCGCCGUCGGCUUCCUCGCCGAGGCUGCGAGCGACGUCCACAGGUCCGCCUUCCGCCGUCGCAACCCCGACCGCGCGGCCAUCUGCGAUUCCGGCCUGUUCCACUUCAGCCGCCACCCGAAUUACUUUGGCGAGAUCAUCCUUCAAUUCGCCAUCUACAUGAUAUGCGUCUCGGCCGUUGCGGAUGGUGAUGCCGACGGUCCAGCGUACGACGCUCUCUACGCCACCAUCGUAGGACCCUUCUUCAUGACUUUCCUGCUCCUGUUCGUCUCGGGCCUACCGCUGUCGGAACGGCCGGGGGCCCGAAAGCGGUACGAGAAGGGCCUUAAUUGGGAUGCGUACCAGCGAUACCUCAACCGCACUAGCAUCCUUAUCCCCUUCCCGCCGUGGAUCUACGAGCGGCUGCCGACCUUUCUCAAGCGGACUGUGUUCCUCGAAUUCUCAAUGUACGUGUUUGACCCCGCUAAGCACUCUAGUGGAGUCGUCGCGGCGGAGGAAGGGCAGAACGAAGAGGGACGUUUAAAUGGAUAGGGGCGGCGGCGAUAGUGUCAGAUCUAACAAACGGUAUCUCUCAACACUCAAUCCGGCGGUAUACCUAUGUUGAGUGCUGGUCACGGCCUCUUCUCCCACCCUACAUUACGAUUAGCCAACCCGGACGGAGCCGAUAUAUUUACAAGAGCGCUGUGUGCGGUA
Messenger RNA from Durotheca rogersii, 1604 nucleotides. Its product is annotated as DUF1295-domain-containing protein. Bases 456 to 1442 code for a protein of 328 amino acids. The transcript has 3 exons. Gene Ontology annotation, cellular component: membrane. Gene Ontology annotation, molecular function: oxidoreductase activity, acting on the CH-CH group of donors. The record is from RefSeq and is a predicted model, not a curated record. Lineage: Eukaryota; Fungi; Ascomycota; Sordariomycetes; Xylariales; Xylariaceae. Gene Ontology annotation, biological process: lipid metabolic process.